Messenger RNA from Medicago truncatula (barrel medic), 3359 nucleotides. Its product is annotated as SPX domain-containing membrane protein At4g22990. Gene Ontology annotation, biological process: transmembrane transport. Bases 873 to 2972 code for a protein of 699 amino acids. The transcript is spliced from 14 exons. Gene Ontology annotation, cellular component: membrane. The record is from RefSeq and is a predicted model, not a curated record. Gene Ontology annotation, molecular function: transmembrane transporter activity. NCBI's taxonomy places the organism in Eukaryota, Viridiplantae, Streptophyta, Magnoliopsida, Fabales, Fabaceae.
UGUUAUUAAAAUAUACAGUAUAAAAUUUGAUGGCCCUUGUAUGUGGAAUGUUGAGUUGCUUUCAUUGAUUUAUAUCUUUCACUUGGAUAACUUAAUGUAAGUAAAAGACAAAACGCCACAACUUUAAAAAUGGCCUAUAAUACUGGGUUUGUGUGUUGAUACUUAUUUUUUAACCAUUUUCUCAGUUGGAGUUUCUAAGUCUUCCACUAAAAUCACAUCUAAAUAACACAUCAGCUUGCACAUUCUUAUCUAUGUCUGAGUGGCCCACAUUUAUAGUGUAAAGAAACUAUAAAACGCAUAAAUUGUGGGAACAAGGGAAACCAUGUAUAUAUAUAUUAUUAUUCAUCAUAAAAAAAGAAAAUAUUAUUCAUCAUUGUGAAAUUGAAAAGCAUAGAAUAUUCCUUGUAGACCAUACAAUUUGUGGAUAAAAAAGAAGAAAAAAAAUGUAUUAGGCAUGUGAAAAGGAUGCAGUAGACAGGAACACCAACAUCUGCCACGAAGUUGACGUACAAGGACAGCAUGCAAUCACAUUUUGACACCCGAAACAUAUUAGAUUCUGAGCUGCAUGAAGCAUCGAAGAAAAUGAGUUACAAUGAUGGAAUAUUAUCUUCAUAUCUCUACUGCAUGUCAUACAAACAGUUUUAAGGAUGUGCUGAUAAAUGUCAUUGUUCAAGUGACACUUCUUGGCACUACUUUGAAAUUCAUGUCACUCUCACCAUUGUGGAUCAGUUGGUUUCUAUAUAUCAACAAACAAUAAGAAAAAGUUGAUUACAUACAUUCAUAUACAAAAGUCAAUGAUAUUGUUGCAAUUGAAGUUUGAUUUGAUUUCAAAGAAGAAAGAGGGAUACUGCUAAUAAUUACAAGUGCACAAUAUGGUUGCUUUUGGCAAGAAGUUGAGAGAAUCACAGAUUCAAGAAUGGAAAGGAUACUACAUUAACUAUAAGUUUAUGAAAAAGAAAGUCAAGAGAUAUGUAGAACAAAUUGAGGUUGGAGCUCAAAAUCACCAUAAUGUACUCCGAGAUUUUUCACUGCUGCUAGACAAUCAGAUAGAAAAAAUUGUUUUAUUUCUACUUGAACAACAAGGUGUACUUGCGCGAAGGCUGUCGCAUAUUGGACAAGAUCACCAAAAUCUUCUACAGCAACCAGAUAGUUCAAAGAUAUCUGAACUCCAAGAAGCUAAUAGAGAAGUUGGAAGAGACCUGUUAAGGCUUCUUCAUUUUGUGGAAAUGAAUGCUACUGGUUUGAGAAAGAUCUUGAAGAAGUUUGAUAAGCGGUUCGGCUAUAAAUUCACCGACUAUUAUGUCAAGACACGCGCAAAUCAUCCUUAUUCUCAGCUCAGACAGGUUCUAAGGCACGUGGGAAUUGGUGCUGUUGUGGGAGUCUUGUCUCAUAAUCUUGCAGACCUUAAUGAUUUACAGAAGUGUCAAGGAAGCUACAUUUCUAUAUAUGACCAACCUUCUUAUGCUCAUCAAGAUCCAAUUCUUGAAUCUAUCAAAGUAGCUGCAGACAGAUUAUCCAACUCAACAAAUUUCCUUCAGUUUUUGGGAAGACACGCUUUUAUCAUGCAACCAGAGGAGAUAUCACCAUCUCCAUCUGAAGAAAACAUUGUCGAUGAAAGAUAUCAUUUCAUGUCACUUCUUUUGAACUUGGCAAGCACAUUUUUGUAUAUGGUCAAUACUUACAUCGUUGUACCUACGGCUGACAAUUACUCAUUGAACCUUGGAGCUGCUGCAAGUGUUUGCGGUGUCGUCAUCGGAUCAAUGGCUGUUGCACAGGUUUUUGCUUCUGUUUAUUUCAGUGCGUGGUCGAACCGAUCGUAUCUAAGACCUCUCAUAUUCAGUACCAUUGUUCUUAUGAUUGGAAACAUCAUGUAUGCAUUGGCCUAUGAUCUUAACUCGGUAGCAGUUCUUCUUAUGGGACGCCUUUUCUGCGGGCUAGGCUCUGCAAGGGCUGUGAAUAGGCGUUAUAUCAGUGACUGUGUACCAUUGAAACUUCGGAUGCAAGCAUCGGCCGGUUUUGUUAGUGCAAGUGCUCUUGGAAUGGCUUGUGGUCCAGCUAUUGCUUGUUUGUUGCAGACUGAUUUUAGGAUUUAUAAGUUGACAAUGAACCAAGACACACUACCUGGAUGGGUAAUGGCUAUUGCAUGGCUUGUUUAUCUACUGUGGUUGUGCCUUUGUUUCAAGGAACCAGGAAAUCUUUUGGCUUAUGAAGCAGAAACUGGACAACAAGUACAUAUUGCAGUAGAGAACAUGCAUACGCAACCAUUGCUAAUGAAUUCAGAAGCAAAGGAGCAGGAGAAAGACGGAGAAGAAAAAGAUGACGACGAAGAAGUUAAUGAUAAAAUUGAAGCUCAAAAACCUGUUACUUCAAUUGUGCUGGCAUAUAAGUUGCUUACACCAUCAGUAAAGGUUCAAUUAUUUGUGUAUUUUAUGCUCAAGUAUGCAAUGGAGAUAGUGCUUGCUGAAUCAAGCCUUAUAACAGAAUACUAUUUUAUUUGGUCAACCACCAAAGUAGCCAUUUUCCUUGCAUGCCUUGGUCUUACUGUCCUUCCUGUGAAUAUUGUUAUUGGAAGCUACAUCAGCAACAUCUUUGAAGAAAGGCAAGUUCUACUGACAUCAGAAAUCAUGGUUUGCAUUGGACUACUUCUAAGCUUCCAUAUAUUAAUCCCUUAUUCAGUCAUUCAAUAUGUUGGAUCUGCCCUUAUCACAUUUGUGUCCGCUGAAGUUCUUGAAGGAGUUAACCUUUCACUUCUAUCAAAAAUGAUGUCAUCAAGGCUUUCUCGCGGAACCUAUAACGGAGGAUUACUGUCAACCGAAGCCGGAACUCUAGCUCGAGUAAUUGCAGAUGGUACAAUAACAAUUUCAGGGUAUUUCAGUGAAAGUAAACUACUCAAUACAACCUUACUACCUGCACUCCUCAUCUGCAUCUCAUCCAUUUUUGCUACCUUCUGCACCUACAACUCUCUCUAUUAGUAUAGUAUAGUAGUAGUUAACUCUUCCAUAAAAAUCAUAAGACGCUGUUCAGACUUCAACUUCAAGUCCGCCGCACGGCUUUUUUGAGGUAUUAUCUGAGGCGCUUAGGUGGAUUGAUGAGAGUGGGUGUUCAUAAACUACCAUGAGCCUCGAUUCUCAAGUAACGUGAAACUUUUUGGUGUACCAGAAUAGAAGUGUAUAUAUUUAUUAAUAGUGCAGACAUUUAGAAAUGUUUGCUAAGGUUUUGUGGUUUUUCGUUUUACUUAUUCUAGAGGAGAAUAUGCAACUUUAAGUGGAUCUAUUGUAGUUGACUUAAACGUUUUUGUACGAAAACAAUAUUUAUGUGUUGGUUUUAGCUCUAUAAAGGGAGCAACUUCUUAGAAAAAA